CGCCAACCUCGUCCCGGAGAAAUCAAAAGAUCACCUCCACCAAAUUCUCAAUCCGAUUCCCCAAGAUCGACGAUAGACGAACGACGAUCUCCGUUCGGCCGUUCUCAGCACCAAAACUCCGGCGGGGGGAUUUUGAUUCCGGUUAUCGGUUUACACGGAGAAUGAAUUCGGGAGAUCUCCACAAAGUAUGGGAAGUCAGAGCCCUAAAGAGGAAGCCGGCGGCGGAGGAAGCCCAGAAGAUGCUGGAGAAAAUAGCCAAGCAGGUCCAGCCUAUCAUGCGCAAACACAAAUGGCGGGUCAAGCUUCUCUGCGAAUUCUGUCCGAGCAACCCCAGACUUCUGGGCUUGAAUGUAAAUGGUGGCGUGAGUGUAAAGCUUAGGCUCCGCAGACCAAAUAGGGAUUGGGAUUUCUAUCCAUAUGAUCAGGUGCUUGAUACAAUGCUGCAUGAACUUUGUCACAACGCUCACGGUCCUCACAAUGCUAACUUCUACAAGUUGUGGGAUGAGCUCAGAAAGGAAUGCGAGGAGUUAAUAUCCCAGGGAAUUAGUGGAACUGGAGAUGGGUUUGAUCUUCCAGGGAGGCGUUUAGGUGGGUUUUCCCGUCAGCCUCCAAUGACACAACUUCGACAAACUGCUUUAGCUGCUGCUGAAAAGAGAGCAAAAUUAGGAGCGAUUCUACCGUCUGGGCCGAAACGUCUUGGUGGUGAUAGCAAUAUAAUGGAUGCACUCACUCCAGUGCAAGCUGCAGCAAUGGCUGCCGAAAGGAGAUUGCAAGAUGAUAUCUGGUGUGCUUCCCAGUUGGUUGAAGUUUCUGAUGAUGAAGAAGAUGAGCCCUGUGAUGUCGCCAAAGGCAGUUCAUCAUCAACUGGGCAAACUUCCCGUAGCUCCAACCUUAAUAAUGCUGGUAGAAAAAGAAGUCGUGAACCAAGUGACACUUCAAAUUAUCCAUCUUCUACUGGUCGUCCAGAGUCAUGUUCAAGUAACUUCUCCAAAGAUGCUUUAGCAUCUGAAGCUGGAUCUGUUCAUCCCUCAAACUAUAACAUGGAAGUUGAUCCAGGUGCAACUUCUGAUACAGAUGAUCCUGCUAUGUGGGAAUGUGGAACGUGUACCCUAUUGAAUCCACCAUUGGCCCCAUUAUGCGAGCUCUGUGCCACAGAAAGGCCUAGGGAUGAUGGUACCAAGCACAAGUCAUGGUACUGCAGAUUCUGCACCCUCGAGAACAGCACGAAACUGGACAAGUGCUCGGCGUGUGAACAAUGGAGAUACUCCUACGGUGCCCCAUCUUCAACUCAUGCGCCAUGCACAGGUACAUAACAAGAGCUCUGACCUCCAUGGUCCCUGGAAUAUCCACUCCAUGGCUUCCCAGCCCAACUGUGACCAUUCUAAUUACUCUAAGGGGUCUCUCCGAAGAUUGCGAAAUCAAUGAUCAGGUUAGGAUGAUACUACUUUUGUGCUCACGGUUCAUUAUCCAUCAUGUUGACUAGAGAAUGAAUUGAGUGGUAAUGAUCAUGUUUGCAAAUAGAAAGGAACAGCCUGUGUAGCAGUUUGUGGGUAAAGUGGUGCUUCUUUCUUCCUAAGAUAUCCCUUGUUUGAUCCAAUUGAAGUCAGUUCAUACUACAGUGACUCGUGGAUGGGGCAUAAAGGACAAAAGUGAUCCAUUUAUAGUUUUUUACUCUGUCCGUGUCCAUACCUAUAAGUUAAUAACAUCACAUGCUGCUGCUUGCCUGCAUUAUACACCACCGCCUGUAACAAUUUAUGGUCAUUCAUUUCAUGAGGCAAUGAUCUUCUGGUUUCCAAACCCAUGAAGUUUUAUCAAGUCCUCUAUCGUUACUUUGAUGAUGGUCUCUGGGAUUUGAUCUGAUUUAAGCAGCUCGGAUGAAUAUGAACGUAAACAAGAUAAUAUCAGACGUAUACAUCACGAUCCACAAUGUCGAGAGGAUCGAAUCGUUCUUUUUUCCCCACCACAUUUUUUCAGCCCGGGAAAAAUGACUGCGAUUUCCAAUGUGUUGCAUGUGUGUGUUCUUUUCCAUCCUAGUCUAAACUUAAUCUGUUAUUCUAUAUAUAUUACGGAGGCUAUAAGCAACUUACUUAAGAUUUUGAUAUUUAAGCACAUGGAUCACUUUGAAAUCCUAAAAAUACCUAGCUGGAUUGUAAAUGUAUGAUAAUGAAAUCGUACAACGAUAUAUUAAAUUCAUACUGACUUGAUCAUCGACAUAUAAUCUAAGUUUAAUCGAUCCAAUAGAUUGAUACGACAUCAUGAUAAAUGGUGAAACAUAUAGCUUAUAUAAUUAUGGCCAAAUUCAUCUGUAUAGCCAAAACUUUGACGUUUGUGACAAUAAUAGUCACUUUUGAGGAAAUGCCAAUAAUAGUCAGAAUUUUGAAAGUUUGAUGACAUAUACAGCCAUUUCUGUUACAUAAUUUGACGGUGUCAAUAACACUGUUAGUUAAAUUUACAGAAAACUUAUAUGACUGUUAACUCACCGGACACAUCAUUGACAACUCAGCAACACUUGCCACAUGGAUGCCAUGUCAUAUUUAACUUAAAAAUAAAUAAAAACUCAAAAUUAUUUUCACAUCUUCUCUCCUCUCCCACCAGCACCAGUGACCGCCGCCCUUCUCUCCAACUCUCCCUCUUCCCCUGCUAUGAGAAGCAAAUUUCCGGCGCCGACAGCGUGGUGAUGUGACGUAGAAGUGUACAUGAUAGACCAAUAAUUACAAAUGUUUUACCCCUAUUCUUGAGCCGUUUGAGAGGUUGACUCUCGUGUUUUAAGCCGAUUUCACGCGAGGUUGUGUGUUUAUGUCAUAUUUCAGGGCCCGGCGUUGGAAUCGAGGCGAAGAAACGAGUUUCGGGUCGAAAGGAGCGAAGUUGGGUUGAAGUGUGCUAGAGAGCAAAAAUACCCGGCCAUGAACAGAAAUACCCGACCGGGUAUUAUCUGGCCAUGACCGGGGAUUUUCGGCUUUGGGCGUCCGUGAGAAACAGAAGGGGGCCCGGGCUGGAGGCAAAAAUCCCCGACCGGGGAUUAUUGGCCUAGACCAGGGAUUUUUCCCUUAGGCAAAACACGUGUUUCAAUUAUACCCGGUCGAGACCCAAAAUACCCGACCGGGUAUCGCGACAAGGAGCAGUUUUAAAGGAAAAGAAGGCCAAAGAUCAAGGGUUCCGAGUUUUAGAUAGAUAAAGCGAUUCCUAGAGA
Linum trigynum is the source of this 3190-nucleotide messenger RNA. Lineage: Eukaryota; Viridiplantae; Streptophyta; Magnoliopsida; Malpighiales; Linaceae. The record is from the annotation of a GenBank genome assembly.